This is a messenger RNA of Solanum tuberosum (potato), 1032 nucleotides long. Its product is annotated as ganglioside-induced differentiation-associated protein 2. The transcript is spliced from 3 exons. The record is from RefSeq and is a predicted model, not a curated record. The coding region runs from base 140 to 742 and encodes 200 amino acids. NCBI's taxonomy places the organism in Eukaryota, Viridiplantae, Streptophyta, Magnoliopsida, Solanales, Solanaceae.
UUCUCUUUCCUCCCACCGCCCAUCUUCUACUUUCCUCAUUCGCUAUAUAAAUCCUCUCCGGCCUUCUUACUUUCUCAUAUCUCAUCCUAAACGUAGCGUUUUACUUUUGCAACAAUCUCUAAUCGAAAUUCUAAAAACCAUGUUUACAGAAGUUGAACAAGAACAGCUUAUUGAGAAACUCGAAAUCUUCAAGAUCCAAGGCAGAGAUAAACGUGGCCGCAAAAUUUUGCGCAUCAUCGGAAAAUUCUUUCCUGCUAGAAAUCUGAGUGUUGAAGUAGUGAACAAGUAUUUAUCGGAGAAGAUCUUUCCAGAACUUGAGAAAAGGCCGUUCGCCGUGGUGUAUGUUCACACCGAUGUGGAGAAAAGCGAGAAUUUUCCCGGAGUGUCAGCUUUACGAUCGUUCUACGAUGCGAUUCCGGUGAAAGUCCGAGAAAAUCUGGAGGCUGUUUACUUUCUUCACCCUGGUCUUCAAGCCAGGCUUUUCCUAGCCACAUUUGGUCGCUUCAUCUUCAGCGGAGGGUUAUAUGGGAAAUUGAGGUAUGUGAGCAGGGUUGAUUAUCUGUGGGAACAUGUGAGGAGGAAUGAGAUUGGGAUGCCAGAAUUUGUGUACGAUCAUGAUGAAGAUCUUGAGUACCGUCCGAUGAUGGACUAUGGUCUGGAGAGUGAUCAUGCCAGGGUCUAUGGUGAUGCGCCUGCAGUAGACUCACCUGUUACAAUGUACUCCAUGAGAUGCAUCUCAUAAGAUAAUUGGAAGGCUUUUGCAGUCUUUUCGGUUCAUAGUUAGAUGUGUAGGAACCUUGUGGCUUUCUUCUUUUUUCUUCCUCCAUCUGAUGAAUUUUUUUUGGUCUGUAUAUACGAUUAGAUGGAGGUUAGCAACUAGCAAGCACUUCUUUUUCUUCUUGUUGUUGUUAUAUAGUAAUAGUACAAAGGUUAUCAACUUUGAAAGCAUUGAUGGUUUCCAAUCUGAAAAAUCCUGGAACGAUGUUUUUUUCCUUCUCUAAGAUGAAUAUACUUCAUGAAGAAUUUUGUGGU